AUGGGCAUCGAUUGGCGCAUGGGAGCUGAAUGGUUUGAGACACUCCUCUUGGAUUAUGAUCCUUGUUCGAAUUAUGGAAAUUGGACCUAUGGUGCAGGAGUUGGAAAUGACCCUAGAGAAGAUCGUUAUUUCAGCAUUCCCAAGCAAGCACAAACAUAUGAUCCUGAGGGUGAGUAUGUAGCGUACUGGCUGCCGCAGCUGCAAGGACUUCCAAAAGAGAGGAGGAACUUUCCUGGAAAACUUUACGGGGAGCAAAUUGUGCCUCUCAAAUUUGGAAACCCUAAUAGAAACCAGGGUCAAGACAGAGCCUCUGCGGCGAGAAAAACCAAUUAUGGAGGACAAGGGAGGCAGACAAAAGGAUACAUGAGAUAG
This is a messenger RNA of Dovyalis caffra, 372 nucleotides long. Lineage: Eukaryota; Viridiplantae; Streptophyta; Magnoliopsida; Malpighiales; Salicaceae. The record is from the annotation of a GenBank genome assembly.